Rhizophagus irregularis DAOM 181602=DAOM 197198 is the source of this 408-nucleotide messenger RNA. RefSeq lists its product as uncharacterized. The record is from RefSeq and is a predicted model, not a curated record. Lineage: Eukaryota; Fungi; Glomeromycota; Glomeromycetes; Glomerales; Glomeraceae.
AUGGGUGAAUUAUAUGCUUGGUAUCAUCAAAAUUUGAAGUAUGGAACUCAUACAACUCUUAUUCUGGGCGCAAAAUUUUCAUUGAAGCCUGAUUCUUGGGUCCGACCUAUAGAACAAAAUCUGCCACUACCAGGUGCAGCGGCAGAUAACUUUGGAAAUCCAUAUCCAUCAAUGGUUAUCGAAGGAACAAGUUUCUUGAUCAUGAAUGAUCAACAAGGCCAAAGUCAGGAAGAAGGAAUUCACUUCCCUAACAUGAAUAUUAUCUCCGUAUACAACAGUCCAAAUUGUAUUGCAAGUCCACAGAGAAUAACCCUAAACUAUAUUACCAAUACCAAGGGUGUUCCUUUAUAUAACAUUACUGGAGUUGGACUCUCUGGCUCAAUUUCUGGCAAUAAUUAUCCUGCUUGA